This is a messenger RNA of Dovyalis caffra, 202 nucleotides long. The record is from the annotation of a GenBank genome assembly. NCBI's taxonomy places the organism in Eukaryota, Viridiplantae, Streptophyta, Magnoliopsida, Malpighiales, Salicaceae.
UUUUGGUAAUGGUGAGGUGCAGUGGGGCAUGCCCACAACCGAAGGCACCAAAGUGGAUAAUACACAAGUAGGCCAGGCCAGGCCAUUCACCGAGGAAAUGAUUGCAGACUGUGGGCUUCAUGCUCUUACCUCUCCUAAAAUCUUGUUUGGGAUCCACCAUUUUGAUUUGAUUGCUGCCGAAGAGAGCAUGUUGAACACUUGA